Notodromas monacha is the source of this 219-nucleotide messenger RNA. Lineage: Eukaryota; Metazoa; Arthropoda; Ostracoda; Podocopida; Cyprididae. The record is from the annotation of a GenBank genome assembly.
AUGACGCUAGAGCUUUUUGAAAAAGUAAAACUUCCAGACCCUAAAAGAGUCUUGAAUGCUUACCCACACCAGCUUUCGGGAGGACAAAAACAACGUGUAGCCAUAGCACGCGCUUUGGUGACUCAGGCCGAUUUGAUUCUGGCCGACGAGCCUACAGGCGCCUUGGAUAGCAAAACAAGCGCAGAAAUUAUGGAUUUGCUUUUAGAAAUAAACAACGAA